Messenger RNA from Trichechus manatus latirostris (Florida manatee), 567 nucleotides. RefSeq names its product female-specific protein transformer-like. The record is from RefSeq and is a predicted model, not a curated record. NCBI's taxonomy places the organism in Eukaryota, Metazoa, Chordata, Mammalia, Sirenia, Trichechidae. The transcript has 3 exons. Bases 1 to 567 code for a protein of 188 amino acids.
AUGUCCUCUUCUUUGAAGAAGUUUGGCUGUGAAGAGAAGGGAGAAAAUGGGACAGACCUGGAGGGAAGUGAGUGGCACACGAGGGAGAAAACCAUCAGAGAAAAACUCAUGGAAUCCAAGAAACAAGAGAUCCAGCCCGGGAAAGAGGCAAAGGGAAGUGCCAAUGCCACUGCUGCCCAGCAGGAAGAAGGAAUAACGGAGAGACUGAAGGAAGUAACGAAGGAAAAGCUGGAAGAUGGUAGAAAGCAGGUAGGAGCCCCACCUCGGGCCCAGCGGCACCCCCGCAAGAACUACAACUCCCAGCCGGCUCCGGGGCCCAGGGCGGGUCGCGGCAGCCGUUCAGGCUCCCGGCGUGCCUUGCGAGCGCAGGCGCUACCGCAGCGCCCGCCGGAACUUGUGGUCCGAGUGCGUGUGGGGGUGGGGCCGGGCAUGGAGGCGGGCGGGGGCUGGGAGCGGGCGCCGGCCCCUCCCCCGUCACUUCCUGCCAGGCUGCGGUCGCCUGAGCGGCUCCUCAGCGUUUGCGCCGGCGGCUGCCGCCGCGUCUCGUUCGGCUACCCCUUCCCCUGA